Molecule: messenger RNA, 2847 nt
Organism: Calidris pugnax (ruff)
Lineage: Eukaryota; Metazoa; Chordata; Aves; Charadriiformes; Scolopacidae
Gene: SPTBN4
Product: spectrin, beta, non-erythrocytic 4
Exons: 16
Biological process (GO): actin cytoskeleton organization
Cellular component (GO): cell junction; cortical actin cytoskeleton; plasma membrane
Molecular function (GO): actin filament binding; phospholipid binding
Source: RefSeq, a predicted model, not a curated record
GAAGGUGAAGAACUUCUCCAGGCCAAACCUGAAUUAAGCGGCGCCGUUCGGCGCCAACUGGAAGAGCUUCGACAAUGUUGGGUGGAGUUGGAGACCACCAGCCAAGCCCGGAGCCGGCGAUUGGCCGAAGCCGCCGCCGCCGAACGCUUGGCGAGGAGCUACGCGGACAUGGAGGCCCGGUUGGGGAGGUUGGAGGAGCAGCUGGAGACGGUGGGGGCAGGACCCGACCUCCACAGCGUUAGCAGGCAGCUCAAGAGGUUGCAGACCAUGGAGUCGCAGGUGGAGGAGUGGUACAAGGAGGUGGGGGAGCUGCAGGUGCAGGCGGCGGCGCUGCCCCCCCAGGCCGGGGGGCGGCAGGAGGUGGGACAGCGGCAGAACGCGGUGGGGACACGCAUCGUCCGCCUCAUCGAACCCCUCAAGGAGAGGAGGAGAAUCCUCCUGGCCUCCAAGGAGGUCCAUCAGGUCAGCCACGAGCUGGAAGACGAGGUGCUGUGGGUCCAGGACCGCUUGCCCUUGGCCACCCUGAAGGACCACGGGACCAACCUUCAGACGGUCCAGCAGUACAUCAAGAAGAACCAGAACCUCCGGCGGGAGAUCCAGGUCCACAAACCUCGCGUGGACGAGGUCCUGGAACGCGCCGCCGCCGUGGCCUCCAUCAAGAGCCCCGAGGCCGAAGGCGUCCGACGUCUUCUGGAGAGGUUGGGGACCAUGUGGGCGGAGCUGCAGGAGCAGGCGGAGCGGCGGCAGCAGAGCCUGGAUGCCACCUACCAGCUGGAGCAGUACUACUUCGACGUGGCCGAGGUGGAGUCGUGGUUGGGCGAGCAAGAGCUUCUCCUGAUGAGCGAGGAGAAGGGGAAGGACGAGCAGAGCACCCUCCAGCUCCUCAAGAAGCACCUCCUGACGGAGCAGACGGUGGAGAACUACGAGGAGACCAUCGCCCAACUCUCCCGCCAAUGCCGGGCUCUUCUGGAGCUUGGCCACCCUCAAAGCGAACAGGUCAGCAGGCGGCAGUCGCAGGUUGACCGGCUGUACGUGUCUCUGAAGGACCUGGUGGAGGAACGCAAGGCCAAGUUGGAGCAGCAGUAUUGGCUCUACCAGCUCAACCGGGAGGUGGACGAGCUGGAGCACUGGAUCGCCGAGAAGGAGGUGGUGGCCGGCUCGCCCGAGCUGGGACAGGACUUCGAGCACGUCACGUUGCUCCAGGAGAAGUUCCUGGAGUUCGCCAGCGAGACGGGCAGCGUGGGGCAGGAGCGCAUCGCCGCCGUCAACCAGAUGGUGGACGAGCUGAUCGACUACGGCCACGCCGACGCCGCCACCAUCGCCGAGUGGAAGGACGGGGUCAACGAAGCUUGGGCCGAUCUCCUGGAGCUGAUGGAGACCCGGGCGCAGAUGUUGGCGGCCUCACACGAACUGCACAAGUUCUUCAACGACUGCAAAGAGGUUUUGGGGCAAAUCGAGGAGAAAAGGCAACGUCUGCCCGAAUUGGCCGCCCGGGAGGGCAGGACGUCGGCCGGCGCCUUGCAACGGGCGUUGGGCGCCUUCGAACACGACGUGGAGGUUUUGGUGACCCAAGUGAGGCAGCUACAAGAAGGUGCAGCCCAGUUGAGGACCCUCUACGCCGGGGACAACGCCGAGGCCAUCGCCGGGAGGGAGCAGGAGGUUCUUCGGGCUUGGAAGGAGCUUCUGGCGGCCUGCGAGGAGUGUCGUCUCCACGUGGCCAGCGUGGCCGACAAGAUCCGCUUCGUCGGCACCGUCAGAGACCUUCUGGCCUGGAUGGAUGGUGUCCUCUGCCAGAUCGGCGCCGGGGAGAAGCCCAGGGACGUCUCCUCGGUGGAGCUGCUGAUGAAUGACCCCCAAGGUCUCAAGAGCGAGAUCGAAGCCCGGGGCAAGAACAUCGCCGCCUGCCUGGAGCUGGGCAAGACCCUCAUCCUCAGCAAGAGCCCGGCGGCCGAUGAGAUCAAAACCCACGUGGAGAAGCUGUUGGCCAAGAAGAAGGAGAUGAUGGAGAAGUGGGACAAGCACUGGGAGUGGCUGCAGCAGAUGCUGGAGGUCCACCAGUUUGCCCAGGAGGCGGUGGUGGCCGACGCGUGGCUGACGGCCCAGGAGCCCCUCCUGAAGAGCCAGGAGCUGGGCAGCAGCGUGGACGAGGUGGAGCAGUUGAUCCGGAGACACGAGGCCUUCAGGAAGGCGGCGGCCGCCUGGGAGGAGAGGUUCAGCUCCCUCAGGAGACUCACCACGCGGCAGGAGUCCAGCGAGCCGGAGCCACCGCGGCAUGAUGGGAAGGGUGGAGGCAAAGCCACCUUGGCCGACAUCGUGGAGCAGCUGCAGGAGAAGGAGGCUGGUGGCCCCUUGCCGGCGACGCCACCGCCCCCCACCCACACGGUGCAGCACGAGGGCUUCCUCUUCCGCAAGCACGAGCUCGACGGACCCAACAAGAAGGCGUCCAACAGAUCCUGGGUGAACCUCUACUGCGUCCUGAGCAAGGGUGACCUGGGCUUCUACAAGGACGCCAAGGGCCAAGCGGCAGGGACCACCCAUGGUGGUGAACCCCUCCUCAACCUCCACCAUUCCACCAGCGAGGUGGCCAGCGACUACAAGAAGAAGAAGAACGUCUUCAAGCUCAAGACCAGCGAUGGGAGCGAGUUCCUCCUCCAAGCCAAGGAUGAGGAGGACAUGCGGGGGUGGCUGAAGGCACUGGCCGCCUGCGCCCAGGAACACGCCGAGGUGGCCCGUUGGAACCAAGGUCUUCUCACCACCUCCUCCACCGACGAGGGCCUCCCCCGGCGGGAGGGGGGCGACCGGCGCCCCAGCACCUCGGGGAGACGGAAGUGACCCCCCCCCAUCCCC